AUGUCAAUACAAUUAAGAGAUGGAUUGUCCAAUCAGUCGGUCGAUUUAGUGCUAGAGGAUCUUCUAGUUAGAUUCUUAGUAAAUGUUCCCCAUGAAGAUUUAUCAUCAAUUGAAAGAAUUUUCUUUCAAGUAGAAGAAGCUCAAUGGUUUUAUACCGAUUUUGUUCGUCAAUUGAAUCCAACUUUACCAGGGAUGAAGAUGAAACAAUUUUCGACAAGACUAUUAGAAAAAUGUCCAUUAAUUUGGAAAUGGGGGGAUCCUUCAGAUGCUAUUUCUAGAUUUGGUAAGUAUAAGUCUACCAUUCCGGUAAGAGGAAUUGCUUUGUUCAAUAAAGAUUUGACCAAAAUGAUUUUGGUUAAAGGCUCAGAAUCAAAUACUUGGUCUUUCCCAAGAGGUAAAAUAUCAAAAGAUGAAUCAGAUAAAGAAUGUGCUGUAAGAGAGGUAUUAGAAGAAACGGGGUUUGAUGCUAGUGAUAUAAUCAAUGAAAAUGAUGUGGUGGAAAGAACAAUUAAGGGUAAGAAUUAUAAAAUUUAUUUGGCUAAAAACGUCCCUGAGGAUUUUAAUUUUCUGCCUUUAGCAAGAAAUGAAAUUGAUCAAAUUGAAUGGCAUGAUAUUAAACAGAUUCAAAAGAAGAUUAGAACAAAUCCUCAAAAAUACUUUAUUGUGGCUACCGUUUUAAAACCUUUACUUAGAUGGAUAAACAAGAAUAAAGGGGUCUUAAAUGAAGAAGAAUUGAUGCUCAAAGCAGAAAUUAAAUUGAAAGCCAUCUUAGGUGUCAAUCAACCAAAACAAAAAAAUGUUGAUGCCGGUAGAGAAUUAUUAGAUAUCUUACAAGGUGUGGCACCUACAAAUGGUUCAAAAUCUACCCUGGUCCAGACAGAUGUUGGUCCUUCAAAUCAAAAUGCUGAACAAUUUGUCAAUAUGACACUUCCUCAACACUUGCAUAAUCAACUUCCAUUUUUUAACAACACUGCCAUCAAUCUAACUCAAGCUUAUCCAAUAGGAAAUCAACCCUUCUUUUUCCCCCCAGGUCCUCCUAUUGCUCCAGCUCGUAGACUAGAUCAAAAUCUUCCUUCGCAGCUUCCUCCGAUGGGUCAUCAGCCGCAAAUCCCACAACAAAAAACCCAAGCUCCUUCCUCCAAUAGAAGAUCAUCUGAAGCUAACUCUAAAGAACUUUUGUCUAUUUUAAACAGGAAACCAGAAAAUAACUCAAGUGCUCAUAAGCACACUUCCAGCUCUAGUAAUAGUCACAUUACUGAAAGUAACCGUUCAAAAGCGGAUCAAUUACUUGGCCUUUUCAAAAAAUCUACUCAAAAGGCUUCUGAAGAUUUCAAUAAACACAAUGCAGAUGACCAAAUCACCUCGGCUAGUGACCUUAGACAAAGCCACGUUAAUAUAAAGCAUGAACCUUCAAAUGAACUCGAGAAAUCACUCGAGUCUUCUCAUGAUUUCAAUGAACCAGGCAAAAAAUUGAGGAUCUUGAAAAGACCUGAAAAAUCACUGAAUGGAAAUGCAUCCUCUGAAUUACUUAGUUUACUAGGUAAGCCUCCUGCAUCAUCGGAACCAUCCUCGAAGUCGAGCAGCGAGGAACCUAAAAUAUUUCAGGACAAUGGAGAUAAUAUCUUGAAAAACAAUGAGUCAUCAACCAUUGAAACAGAUCAAAGACCAACUCCUGUUUCCAAAAAAUCUGCUGCCAAUGACCUUUUAAACUUACUCAAUCAAAAAGGUAAGACCAAAGAUAAUGUGUCCAAUAUUAAGGAACAAGAAAAAGACUUGGAGGAUGGAAGCAACUAUGAAGAUUUCGAAAACUUUGAAGAUUUUGAAGAUUUCGAUGACUUAGAUAAUUUUAGUGAUGAUAUAGAAAAGCCAGUCCAUCAUUUUGAUAUAGCUAGUGACGACGAAGAUGAGUUUCAUGUUAACUCAAAGCCCUCAAUUGAAAAAAUCAAAGCGUCUCAUAGGCCUUUCGAUACUUCAGCACCAGCACCAGCACCAGAACCUCCCUUGGCCGAAAAGUCACCAGCACCAGAAGAAACUAAACGUCCUAUAAGAAUCCUCAAACCUGGUGAAUCUUUGGAGAAUCUUUUUGGCCCCCCAGAUACCUCUCCUGCCAUGUCACCCUCAUCACCUUUAAAACAUGACUCAAAUAAGCAAGGCAGCGAAAGCAAAAGUUUAUUAGAGUUAUUACAUGGUGGGAAACCAAACAACACUAAUGAACCAGCCACUGUACACCCCGAAAAAGCACCUUCUAAUGAUGAAGGUAAAAGCUUAUUGCUGAUUUUGAAUGGUGGUAAGCCGCCAGCUUCUUCAGAUCCAGUCCAUGCCCAACCAGAUUACUCUUCUAUUUACGGAAGUCAAGAGCCAAAUACAUCCCAAGCCGAAACGAAUUCUUCUAAUUUUUCACCUUUUGGUCAAGCUCCUUCUAGCUCGUCAAACCUGAAUCCAUUACAAAGUCCUAAGUCAAACAGAAAUAGUAAUAGUUUAUUAGACUUACUUGGGAGAAGGCCACCCCAAGAAACACAGGCGCCCAUUAAUACUUGGGAACAACCACAAUCUUCCAAGUUACAAUCAUCCGGCUUACAAACCAAACCACUAACCUUGGAAGAUUUGGAAAGUGGCAACUCAGCUUCGGUAGCUGGCAAUCAGGGAUCACUUGGUUUGGAUCCACCAGCAGGAAACCAAUCUCCUGCUAAGGAUUUACUUAGUAUAUUGAAAGGGGGAAUGUCAAAUAAUGACUCUUCAUCCAGCUUUUAUUCUGCAUCUUCUCGCGUAUGA
Molecule: messenger RNA, 2772 nt
Organism: Hyphopichia burtonii NRRL Y-1933
Lineage: Eukaryota; Fungi; Ascomycota; Pichiomycetes; Serinales; Debaryomycetaceae
Gene: DCP2
Product: decapping enzyme complex catalytic subunit
Exons: 1
Coding region: 1-2772 (923 amino acids)
Biological process (GO): deadenylation-dependent decapping of nuclear-transcribed mRNA; nuclear-transcribed mRNA catabolic process, nonsense-mediated decay
Cellular component (GO): P-body; cytoplasm
Molecular function (GO): RNA binding; manganese ion binding; 5'-(N(7)-methylguanosine 5'-triphospho)-[mRNA] hydrolase activity
Source: RefSeq, a predicted model, not a curated record